GCCAGCCAAUAAGAUCACUCCGACUUCUAAUACUUCCUUGUUGGUUUUUUUUACGAUAAGGGUCUCGACCGGAAGCAAAACGUGAAAUUUCUUGAAAUAAAAAAAUACGUUUUAUUUUAGAACUUAUUUAGAUGAUGUGUAUAUAAUACAAUAAAUAUUUUGAACUCAUGUAAGAAUUUUAUGUGUGUAAAUAUACCUUGCAACGUGUAAGUUCACUAAAACCGAGCUUUCAUUUUGAAGCAAGUGUCUCUGUUACUUACUCUCCAACUAAAUACAAACAAACCCAGCAUUGGGAGUAGCUAUAGGUGACAGAAUGAAGGUGUUGGUGUUGAAAGAACCCAGAGAGAGUGAGAGUGGAGCAGAUCCAUACAUCAAGGAGCUGGCAGCGUGUGGACACUCGGCGACGCUCGUCCCCGUCCUGGCGUUUCAGUUCGUCUCUCUGAAUCGUCUGUCAGAUCGGCUGUUUGAUCCAGAAAGGCACGGAGGGCUCGUGUUCACCAGUCCCAGAGCGGUCGAGGCUGUAAGACGGUGUAUUGAGAGCAGUACACACAGAGAAGAGUGGAACACGGUGAAAGAACAGUGGAACGCAAAAUCAGUGUAUGUGGUGGGGAAAGCGACGGCGUCUUUAGUUGAGGCUCUGGGUCUGAAGCCCCUCGGUGAACACACAGGCACGGCUGACGUUCUGUCUCAGCUCAUCAUUGAGAGAGAAAAGUCCACGUCUCUGCCUCUGUUCUUUCCCUGCGGCUCGCUGAAGAGAGAAGUGCUGCCCACCGCGCUGAGACGACACGGUGUUUCUCUGGAGACGCUACCAGUCUACGAGACGGCUGAACAUCCGGACCUGGAGAAGAACAUCACGCGCUACUUCAGUGAGCAGGGAGUGCCAGCCAGCGUCGCUUUCUUCAGUCCUUCUGGAGUGAAGUUCUGCCUGGAGCUGGUGAAGAAGCUUGCCGGAGAAAACCUGGACCAGAUCAAGGGUCGCGGGGAACCUGGAGCCUAUCCCAGGGAGCAUGGGGCACGAGGCGGGGUACACCCUGGACAGGGUGCCAAUCCAUCGCAGGGCACAAUCACAUACACACUCACACACACAUUCAUACACUACGGACACUUUAGACACUACAAUCAGCCUACCAUGCAUGUCUUUGGACUGGGGGAGGAAACCGGAGUACCCGGAGGAAACCCCCGUAGCACGGGGAGAACAUGCAAACUCCGCACACACAGGGCCACGGUGGGAAUCGAACCCCCGACCCUGUUCGUUUCACACUUUAAAUUCGUAGUAAAAUUAGUGAUGACAUCACGGCUGAGUGUUUUUCUCUUCAUGGCGGUCAUGGGCUCGGCUGUACCGGAGAAACCGUUCCACAGUCGGGAUCACUCGGAUUUAGAAAUGUCCUCCUCUCAUCUGGCCGAGCUCAUCACUGACACCGGCACUGCUCAGCACUUUCUGUUCAAGUACGGUUUCAUGAAGCCAGUGAAUUGGGAAAGCACCCAAAGCCCUGACGCUGACACUCUACCUGAUGCUGACAUCUUCUCCGAGGACACGGUGUCUCUCGUUCAGGAAGGGACUUCCUCGUCCCGCUCAGGAGACACCGAUCAUCCCCGAGAGUCACCCGACUUUGUCAGAGCUCUGCUGGAGUUCCAGCGCCUGUCUGGUUUACCCGUUACAGGCGUGUUCGAUGACGCCACCAAAGUGGCCAUGAACAAACCAAGAUGUGGCGUCCCUGACAAGGAAGAGGACCAGAUUGAGACCAGCACCGCUGCAGUGAACCGAAAUGAAUCCUCUGAGCUUUUCAACACCACAGCGACUCCACAGAGUAACGACACAGACGUCGACGUAGUUCAGAACGGCACCUCUGACAAGGCCGAGACAGAAAAACAGCGCCACCUACAGACACUGAUGCGUAAAAGCAUCGGUAGGAGGAAAAGAAGCACUGGUGCAUCGUGGGGCCACGCUGCAUUCGCUAAGAGCGUCCUGACAUGGCGGCUGAUCGGCGAAGGCUACAGCAGCCAGCUCUCGGUAGACGAGCAGCGCUACAUCUUCAGGCUGGCCUUUAGGAUGUGGAGCGAAGUCUCGCCUCUGCAGUUCGUUGAGGAUCUGCGUUCACCACCGGACGUGAUCGACAUCAGACUGGGCUUCGGCACAGGUCGACACUUCGGGUGCUCUCAGAGGUUCGACGGUGCCGGAAGGGAGUUUGCUCACGCCUGGUUCCUCGGUGACAUCCAUUUUGACGAUGACGAGCAUUUCACCGCCCCCAACACGGGAAGUGGGAUCAGCCUGCUUAAGGUUGCUGUGCAUGAAAUCGGCCACGUGCUGGGCCUUCCUCACAUUUACCGCUCAGGAUCCAUCAUGCAGCCCAGCUAUCGGCCCCAGGAUGACGGCUUUGAGCUGGACUGGCUCGACAGGAAGGCCAUUCAGAACCUCUACGGAGGGUGCGGGGGUCGGUUCAGCACCGUGUUUGACUGGAUCAGAAAGGAGAGAACGGCGUACGGCGAAGUGGUCGUGCGCUUCAACACCUACUUCAUGCGCGACGGUCGGUACUGGCUCUAUGAGAACCGCAGCAACAGAACUCGUUACGGAGAUCCGGUGUCGGUGCAGGUCGGCUGGCACGGACUCCCGUCGUCCGGCGUGGACGCCUACGUGCACGUCUGGAGCCGCGACACGGACGCAGUGUAUUUCUUCAAAGGAGCUCAGUAUUGGAGAUACGACAGCGAGAACGAUCAGGCCUUCACUGAAGACGCAGACGGCCAGCGUUACCCCCGUCUCAUCUCCGAGGGGUUCCCCGGCGUACCGAGCCCCAUCGACACGGCCUACUACGACAGGAGAGACGCUCACAUCUACUUCUUUAGAGGUUCCAUGGUUUACAUGUUCGACGUCAAAGCUAACAAGCUAGCCGCUAAAUCUCCUAGGAAAAUGACCGAGUUGUUUCCUGCCCUGACCCCGGGCGACCAUCCUACGAGCAACCUGGACGCCGCAUAUUUCUCGUACACCCACAACGCCCUCUUCCUGCUAAAGGGCGCCUCCUACUGGAGGGUGGCGGGAAGGAGGGAGCGCAAGACGAAGCGCUCGCUGCCUUACAACAGCCUGCUGCCGAGUCGAGAGGUGCAGCAGCAGUGGUUCGACAUCUGCGACGUCCACGCCGGCGCUCUGAAAACGAACCGCCGGUGACGGAGGGGUCAGCGCAAGAACAAGCACUGUCCACCAGUCAGAGACUGCGGUUUAGAAGCUCUCGCGAUUCACCAGUCACUCCCAGCGCGCGUUCGAAUGGAUACCUCGCCGUCGACUUUUCAUUCCUAUUACCUGCCUAUUAACAACUAGUUGUCUAGUAACUAGUUCCUCCGUUUUCCGUUACACUGCUGCUGCUCGUAUCAUGUUCCGAACUUUAUCAUAUACGAAGACUAUCGCACACAAAUAAACCAAACAAGGUUGUAUUUUUGUCUAAGCAGCGCUGCUGUGCACGGGUAGAUCUGUGCACAACAUACAUUUCCUGCAGCAUUUUAGACGUUUAAUAUACGUUAUGUAAACACGAAAGCCCUACAGAUGACUCCAGACAUCCAUGAGACAAGAUUUAAAAAGGAGGUACAGUCAGGUCCAUAAGUAUUUGGACAGCGAGCGUUUUCGCAAUGUUGCCUCUGUAUAUGUGAUGGAAGUGUAGACUUUCAAUUCAAAGGGUUUAACAAAAAUAUUGCAUUAACUGUUUUGGGAAUUGCAGCCUCCAUUUUCUUUUCUGUUAAAUGUCUGGUUUCAUGUACUGGACCCUAUCCAUCAUAAAAGGGAUCCAGUCAGGUCCCUCGGUUGAUUACAUGCCGUUUGUUCCACCAAUACGUGAAAAGGAACAGUCCGUGUAUUCAAAGUAUUCAAAUGGCAUUGCAGAAUAUCGUUUUACACGGCAGUCUUAGCGAGAACCGGACGUAGCGAGAGCAGUCAGCGGUUUUCAUUUCCAUUUACGCAUUUUAUGCGAAAGCAGCUUUGAUCUUCGGCAGCCAUCUUGGAACCAGAACAAACAACUUUCCCUAUUAUCAGCAAAUGAAGAGAAAAUGAUUCAUAAUAACUCAUGAUGCCAAUAACCAACGCAACGUUUGUAGGCACGUUGUGACGCGAGUGUUUUUGUACAAAUCCGUAACGCAAACCCGAGUCAGACUCUCACGACGCGACUUAGACGUGUUCUGACACGUUCGCAAAGUCCAUACGGUUUUACAGAAUAUAAACGUGUAAAAACGCAGGCGCGGAGAGCUGUAGAGGUCUAGAGCAACGUUUCAUUUUAUGCACCGUUUCCUUAUUUAUAAUCCUAUUUAUCAGUGGACCAAAAAAAACACUGUUUACUUCCUGUUUGUGUGAAUUGAACUGUUGUUGUUUUUUAAUUAAUAAUUGUUUAUUUUUUGUACGAGAACAA
Molecule: messenger RNA, 4385 nt
Organism: Ictalurus furcatus (blue catfish)
Lineage: Eukaryota; Metazoa; Chordata; Actinopteri; Siluriformes; Ictaluridae
Product: matrix metallopeptidase-21
Exons: 17
Coding region: 314-3160 (948 amino acids)
Biological process (GO): proteolysis; collagen catabolic process; extracellular matrix organization
Cellular component (GO): extracellular matrix
Molecular function (GO): uroporphyrinogen-III synthase activity; metalloendopeptidase activity; zinc ion binding
Source: RefSeq, a predicted model, not a curated record